Molecule: messenger RNA, 516 nt
Organism: Rhizoctonia solani
Lineage: Eukaryota; Fungi; Basidiomycota; Agaricomycetes; Cantharellales; Ceratobasidiaceae
Product: endoplasmic reticulum membrane protein
Exons: 5
Coding region: 1-516 (171 amino acids)
Biological process (GO): protein folding in endoplasmic reticulum
Cellular component (GO): EMC complex
Source: RefSeq, a predicted model, not a curated record
AUGAGCAAGACGAGCUUAGAUUAUGCGUCAAUUAGCACCCAUAAAUGGAAGAAUAUACCUAAACCUCCUGGCUUUGCCGAGGUUACAAAGGGAAGCACUCAAUCCCCCGCGCAACUCAAGUCGAAGGAAGAAUCAUACGAAUCCUUGAAAGAAAAGCGUGCGUGGGAUAUGGCGAUUUCGCCAGCAAAAUCGCUACCUAUGAAUGCAUUCAUGCUAUACAUGAGCGGCAAUAGUGUCCAAAUCUUCAGUAUAGGCAUACUAGUCAUGUUACUUCUCAACCCCCUCAAGGCGGUCGCCAAUAUCAACUCGGCUUUCGCGUCAUUUGCUCCCAAGAACUCAGACCCAUCGGCUUUCUCGACCCUCGGCCUUCAAAAGCUAGCAUUCAUUGGGUGUAAUAUUUUAACUAUGGCUCUAGGACUCUACAAAUGUCGUUCCAUGGGUCUCAUUCCAACUGGCACAGGGGAUUGGUUGGCGUUUGAGACACGAGGCAUAGCUCCAGAGACACUACUUUAUUAA